This is a messenger RNA of Aspergillus aculeatinus CBS 121060, 4347 nucleotides long. Its product is annotated as putative histone deacetylase complex subunit (Hos4). The record is from RefSeq and is a predicted model, not a curated record. Lineage: Eukaryota; Fungi; Ascomycota; Eurotiomycetes; Eurotiales; Aspergillaceae. Gene Ontology annotation, molecular function: protein binding. The transcript has 7 exons. Bases 464 to 4219 code for a protein of 1251 amino acids.
UUAACAACUCUCCUCCCAAUUAAUCCUUUCUCUUCCCUCAUCUUCUUUUCCCCCUCCCCCCCUCCCACCUCAAUUCGCUCAACUUUUCUCAAUCCUCCUUUCGUUCCCCCUAUCGAACUCAAUCGGACCUUCUUCUCCCUUUGCCGACCGUAUCUAUCCCUCCACGUUCACGUCCUGUCGCCUCGUUCCUCUCUUCAUCACCAUCACCACUACCUCGCCUCUAUUCCGCUUCGCUCUCUUACUUCGGAUUAUUAGGUCCACCUUGCUGUUCGCCCACGCUCUUUGUUCGUUCACGAUAUUCUUAUUCCCUAGAAGAGAGCACCCAACCUACCGAUUUCAAAUCAAGCGUGGUCGAGCACCAGCUUUCGCGCGCAUCUGCUGGUGUAUUUGACCACGGGUCUACCUGUCCGCCACGGCCCCCGAAGAUGACGAGCAGAACCCCCAGAAAUCGAGUGCUACCGCUAUGACUUCCCUGGAUGCCGGACAAAACGGUCUUGCUGCCAAGGUGAACCACCAGUCUACCUCGGGUCCGCUAUCUCCCAAGAGAGCCCUCUCACCCGUGCCUCGGAGGGAGUAUCGUCCGAUCAAAGAGGUAGACCCUGCUGUCGGGGACAAAACCAUUAUCCAAUCGGGCCGUGAAUCAUUAUCGCCUGAAAAGAGACGGAAGUACAUAAAACAUGAACCGAAACGACAGAGCGAUCUCCCUCCCAACGAUUUGCAAGUGAGAAAGAGAAAGUUGGUGGAUGGCGACUUUAUCAACGAACGCGACCGUCAUGUGCGCCCGGCGAGUCCUCUCCGUCGGACGGGGUCACCACCCCAUGUGAAAGUCGAAAAGACCGAUGAGCCCCAAUCUGUUUCGAGUCGACUUGAAUCAUCGCACCCUGCAUCUUUUGUUCCUAGGACGUCGAGAAAACGCAGCUUUAGUGAAAGUGUCGACGGGGAGGGAGAUGUCCGUCGAAACGCUCGCCCGCACCACCCAGCUCCUUCCCGGGAUCGAGAACGACGAGAGCUGAAUGGUGUGAUGUUGCCCCGCCCCGCGUCAAUCGACCGUUCCAUAUCACCUCUGGGUAGCGAUUUGCAGCGGAAGCGGAAAGCUCCUACCCCGCUUCUUCCUGGCUCGGUGUCUUCCUCAACUAGCGGAUCUCCUAUGCCCAGUGCCCACAUUCGAAAGGUGGCCUCUGUCGAUGGGGCAUCUGCUUCCCCUGCCAGACCCACGGGUCACAAAAAGCAACGCGAUCAGAACGGACGCACUCGCCUCGCUCGUGCAUGUGCUGCACAGGAACUUGAGGCGGCAAUCGCUCGACAUGCAGAACGACCGGAGGACCUCAAUGUCGCCGACAAUGCUGGUAACACGCCACUUCAAAUCGCCGCCUUGGAAGGCUGCGCGUCCAUCGUGAAGUUCCUCCUCGAAGCCGGAUGUGAAGUCGAGACUCGAAAUAUCGAUCGUGAUACUCCGUUGAUAGACGCCGUUGAAAAUGGCCAUCUCGAUGUCGUCAAGUUGUUGCUCCAGGCUGGUGCAAAUCCGCGUUCCGUCAAUGCUGAAGGCGAUGAGCCAAGCGAUCUCAUUCCGUCGGACUCGGAAGAUUACGAUGAGAUUCGUCGUGUGUUGGAGGAAGCAAAAGCGCAUCCACGCCCCAGCCGUCGCUCUGAGGAACAGACUGGAUCUGGCACCAGGGAGACGUCUUCGCGGCGAGUGACGGUGGCUAGCCCUCGAGAAUCACCCCCGGUUAACGGACAACGCAGCCCGCCCUACUUUGCCAGUACGAACAAACGCAAGAGCGUCAGAAGCGAGGCUACCCGGAAUGAUCUGCUAUGGACCAAAGCUACGCCAGAGAAUUUACAAGCCUUCGCCGCCAAGGGUGAUAUUGCUGGUGUUGCAAACAUUCUCAAUGUCGGCCAACGGGCAGAUGCUGAGUCGAUGAUCGCAGCGGCCAAGGGUGGUCACGAUGAAGUCUUGUCUCUUCUGCUGGGAAUGGGAGAUGCCGAUCCGGACCCGGAUCCAGUCCAGGGCGGCUCCCACAAGUUUGGAUACAACACGCCUAUGCUGGCUGCGAUCGGGAGAGGCAAUCUUCCCGUGAUCAAACUUCUGCUGGACCAACCCAGCUUCAACCCCUCGCGACGACUAUAUAAGGAUCGCACCUAUUUUGAGUUAUCUCGAGAACGCAGAGCGGACAACUGGGAGGAAGAAUAUGAUCUUCUUCGCGACGCCUAUGACAACUAUGUACGGAACAGGAAACAGCGUAAAAGCGACAUCUCAUCUCCGAGGAGGGUACGUGACAAGGACCGAGAGUCCAAGCGAUCUGGACGGAAAGACUCUCCCUCCCCAGGGGGCAAGCAUCGGAAACAGCUUGGAAGCCCAGUUCGUCGGGACUCAUCCAAAGAUGCACCCAUGAAAGAGCGCAAACGAGAAGCGAUGAUGCAUACGAAAGAGAAGCCUGGCCCUCCUCGUGCCAAGGUGGGACACGUUGCCACGCCUGAUCACGACGUUUCUCGUUCCGAUAUACCCAGGUCGAAGGUAGUGUUGACCAAGGAUGGAGACUCUAGCCGGGGCGAAGAGCCUCCCAAGAGAAGACGCUUGAUCGCAGGACGGCCACCUGAUCGCGAUCGCAGGAGGCCUAGCAUUCCUUCUUCAGAUUCCAUGUCCGGCCGUGAGGAAGCUCCUAAAUCACGCCCUGAUCAUUCAGAACUCGUCACGACCAAGCCUGGACCGCCUCCCGUGAAGCGUGGACGCAGCAGCGUCAGUCCCGAGCGACCUAGGUCUCGCGGUUCCGACGCUGAUCGGAACCCUCGCGAAGUCUUAAAGAAGAAGCGACGAGUACUGUCGGAAGAUGGAUCGCCCAACAUCACCAACGGAAACCCCAAGAGGAGUCACCCUGCUGUGGAGGAUCUGAAGCUUCCUCGUCGCAAAGAUGAUAGCCAUAUUGCACCUCAACCUCGGCGAGAUCAAUCGCGGGAACGAGAUCUCUCCGCCAAGGCUGUCGAAAGAAAGCAGGUAAAGGAGGAGCAAGAGAAGCCUGACAAUCUUGAACUCGAGGAUAUCCCAAUGGAUGACUCGAUCAGUCUUGCUCAGGCUGAGGCUGAAGCGGCUGCGCUCCGGGAAAAGCACGCUCAGGAGAAACAAGCUCAAGAGAAGCAAGCCCGAGAGAAGCAAACUCUAGAGAGGCAAGCUCAAGAGAAGCUAGCUCAAGAGAAGCUAGCUCAGGAUAAACUAGCUCAAGAGAAACUAGCUCAAGAGAAACUAGCUCAAGAGAAACUAGCUCAAGAGAAACUAGCUCAAGAGAAACUAGCUCAAGAGAAGCAAGCACAGCGAGAGAGGCAAGCUCGCGAAGAGGAAGAAGCACGCCUUGCUGCUGAAGCGGAAAAAGCCCGCCUGGAGAGAGAAGAGCAGGAACGCGCAGCGCGGGAGGCCCGCAUUGCCCAAGAGAAAGCCGCGGAAAAGGCUGCAGAGGAAGAGCGGAAGCGGAAAGAGGCAGAGCAGCGGCGAAUAAAACAGGCUGAAGAAGAGCGACAGAAGCGGCUUGAACAGGAACGACAGCGACUCGCCAAACUGCGCAAAGAGCAGGAAGAACAAGAACAGCGUCGACGAGACGCUCUACCCAGCCGACUUCGAGUUGCAGCCAACCUUGUUGGAUCCGAUGAUCCGCAAGCUAAGAGCCAUGCAUGGCUGCGGAAGUUCAUGCCUGUUGUGACCGCUGAGACAAGACAACUCGACCCGUCUUGCGCCUCGGAAGUGGCAGAGGAUCGAUGGAUUCCGAACUACCUGGUUGCACCCUUGCUGGCGACGAACGAUCUUCAACUAUCGCAAUAUGCCAGUUGGGAGAAGCGCGUCGCAACUCCUACCCAGCGGACGAAUCUGUGGCGAGUCACGCGAAGGAUGCUUGUUGAAGCAGACGAGACCGAAUUUCUCAGUUCGUCAUUCGGACAGAUCAUGCAACGGGAUAGCGAAGCACGGCCUAAGUACUUCGACAUGGAGCAUGUAUUUUGGCUGAAGCUCUCCGAUUUCAUGGAUCUCGUCCCCCACAUUCCGCACCUUCACGGGCUUGACAUUCAGUUGCUCAAGAUGCACAUUGAUCAAGAGCCUAAGACGCAACCUGCUUUCGAAUUGCCGCAGGCCAAUGGACAUAUCUCGGGGCCACAUAUUGAGGAAGGCCCCGGGUUACUAGGAGGAAAUGGGUUGACUAAUGGCUAUGGGCACAGCCGGCCUAGUACAUACGUCUAAUUGUUCUUUCAGCUUCAGCGAUCAUUUAGCUUGGCGCUAGCUUGUACAGGUGAAAACUUGAUGUACGACUAUGAUACCUGAUGUGUUAUGCUUGGAUAGCGUGAUAUCAUGAUAUCCCGAGAUUCUUU